This is a messenger RNA of Dermatophagoides pteronyssinus (European house dust mite), 995 nucleotides long. Its product is annotated as serine/threonine-protein phosphatase 1-like. Gene Ontology annotation, cellular component: cytoplasm. Lineage: Eukaryota; Metazoa; Arthropoda; Arachnida; Sarcoptiformes; Pyroglyphidae. The record is from RefSeq and is a predicted model, not a curated record. Gene Ontology annotation, biological process: polyphosphate catabolic process. Gene Ontology annotation, molecular function: endopolyphosphatase activity; phosphatase activity.
UUUGUGAUCUAUUUUAAAAUCAUUCUAGAUGUCAUUGUGUUUAAUGUUAUUGUAAAUUUCCGAAAAAACAAACGAAACGGUUAGUAUUCAAACUGAAUUAUUAUUAUUAAUAUUUCAAAGAUGAAAAUGAGGCUUGCACCUGUCAUCAGUCGUAUAUGUUCGAUUUUAUUUUCAACUAAAACAACCGAUACAAAAAUAUUGAAUAACAUUCCAUCGAUUGUUCAUCAUUUAUGUGAUGAUGAAUUUAUUGAAAAAUUUGAUGAAAUCAUAAUCAUCGGUGAUAUACAUGGUUGUUAUGAUGAAUUCCAAUUACUUCUUGAACGAAUCCAUCAAGGUGUUAAUGAUCCAAAAAAGAUUUUAAAAAUAUGCACUGGUGAUCUCGUAAACAAAGGACCAAAAAGCAAAGAAGUUCUUGAAUAUUUUAUGAAAAAUCAAGAUAAUUGUAUUUCAGUUCGAGGUAAUCAUGAUCAAGUUAUGGUUAAUGAAUACAUUAAAUAUGUACAAACUGGUGAUUUACUUGAAAAGAAUAAUUGGCUUAAAGAAUUAACCUUGAAUGAUCAUUUUGAAUAUUUGAAACAAUUACCUUACACAAUACGUAUUCCUAAAUUGAAUAUUUUGGUUGUUCAUGCUGGACUAUUGCCAAAUGUUUCGAUAGAAAAUCAACAGCUUGUUGAUAUGAUUGAAAUGCGGAAUAUUAUUGAAAAUGAAGAUAAUGUACAAGUAGCAACCAAACAUGAUGACAAAGGUGUUGGUUGGGCAUCGAUUUGGCCAGGACCAUGGCAUAUUUAUUUUGGGCAUGAUGCCAAAAGAAAACUUCAAGAACAUCCUUAUGCAACUGGUUUAGAUACCGGUGUUGUUUAUGGCAAUGAAUUAACGGCUAAAUUUGUUAUGGGACCUCGUCAAGGUCAAUAUGUUUCGGUGAAAGCAUUAAAAAUCUGGAAAAAUAUAAACAAAGAACAAUAAUGAAUGUUGUAAUCAAUUAUUUUCUUUUUUGU